Molecule: messenger RNA, 5464 nt
Organism: Lagopus muta (rock ptarmigan)
Lineage: Eukaryota; Metazoa; Chordata; Aves; Galliformes; Phasianidae
Gene: ZFR
Product: zinc finger RNA binding protein
Exons: 20
Coding region: 59-3274 (1071 amino acids)
Cellular component (GO): precatalytic spliceosome
Molecular function (GO): single-stranded RNA binding; zinc ion binding; double-stranded RNA binding
Source: RefSeq, a predicted model, not a curated record
GGGGGGGGGUGAGAGUUGAGAGUUUAGACGCCGCCGUCGCUGCCGCCAGCUCGGACUCAUGAUUCCCAUAUGCCCGGUAGUUUCGUUCACCUAUGUGCCCAGCCGGCUGGGAGAAGAUGCCAAAAUGGCCACCGGCAACUACUUUGGAUUCACCCAUAGCGGUGCUGCUGCUCAGUACAGCCAGCAGCCAGCUUCGGGUGUAGCGUAUUCCCAUCCUACUACAGUGGCUAGCUACACUGUCCACCAGGCACCAGUUGCUGCGCACACAGUUACUGCAGCCUACGCACCAGCAGCAGCUACAGUUGCAGUAGCCAGGCCUGCUCCAGUGGCUGUUGCAGCUGCUGCGACAGCUGCUGCGUAUGGAGGCUAUCCUACAGCGCACACAGCUACAGAUUAUGGUUAUACACAGAGGCAACAAGAAGCUCCACCACCACCACCUCCUGUCACUACGCAGAAUUACCAGGAUUCCUAUUCCUAUGUUCGAUCUACUGCCCCAGCUGUAGCUUAUGACAGCAAGCAAUAUUAUCAGCAGCCAACAGCAACUGCUGCAGCUGUGGCUGCUGCUGCCCAGCCUCAACCUUCAGUGGCUGAGUCGUACUACCAGACAGCUCCGAAAGCAGGAUAUAGCCAAGGGGCAACUCAAUAUACUCAAGCCCAGCAAACACGACAAGUAACAGCUAUAAAACCUGCAACCCCAAGUCCAGCAACGACUACGUUUUCUAUAUAUCCAGUAUCUUCUACUGUGCAGCCAGUAGCAGCUGCAGCUACUGUUGUUCCAUCCUAUACUCAGAGUGCAACAUACAGUACAACAGCGGUUACUUACUCUGGUACCUCUUAUUCUGGCUAUGAAGCUGCAGUGUAUUCAGCUGCAUCGUCCUAUUAUCAGCAGCAGCAGCAGCAACAGAAACAGGCAGCGGCUGCUGCUGCUGCUGCUGCAGCAACGGCUGCUUGGACAGGGACCACCUUUACUAAAAAGGCACCAUUCCAAAAUAAGCAAAUGAAACCAAAACAACCUCCCAAACCACCCCAGAUCCACUACUGCGAUGUUUGUAAGAUCAGCUGUGCUGGACCACAGACUUACAAAGAACACUUAGAAGGUCAGAAACACAAGAAGAAAGAAGCAGCGUUAAAAGCAUCCCAGAACACCAGUAACAACAGUACUUCUGCUCGUGGAACUCAGAAUCAGUUGCGCUGUGAGCUUUGUGAUGUGUCUUGUACAGGAGCAGAUGCAUAUGCUGCCCAUAUCCGUGGAGCCAAGCAUCAGAAAGUAGUAAAAUUGCACACAAAACUUGGCAAACCCAUUCCUUCAACUGAACCAAAUGUAGUUACCCAGGCUACUUCUUCAACAUCCACGUCUGCUUCCAAACCAGCUGCCUCUGCUUCAAGCAUAGCAACUAGCAGCAGUACUGUGAACUCCUCUGUUGCAUCUUCUGCAGUGAAAAUUCUUACUCCCACGGCAAACACACCACUUAACACAGCGUCCAACAACAAAACAUCUUCAACUGCUGCUAAUAUAGCAGUAAAGAAAAUAUCUACACCGAAAAUAAACUUUGUUGGCAAGUACAGAAGUGGCAAUAAGCUUCAGACAACAGGAAGUAAACUGGAAGAAAUGAAAUCGGCUGAAAGCGUUAAAGCAACUCCCACUACCACGGUACAAACACAGGAAGUGAAACCAGACACUGCAGCUGAAUCGGUGCCUCCUACAACUCUUGCUGCCUUGCAAAGUGAUGUCCAGCCAGUGGGACAUGACUAUGUGGAGGAGGUAAGAAAUGAUGAAGGAAAGGUGAUCCGCUUUCACUGCAAACUUUGUGAAUGCAGUUUUAAUGACCCUAAUGCCAAGGAGAUGCACUUGAAAGGAAGGAGGCACAGACUCCAAUAUAAGAAAAAAGUAAACCCAGAUCUACAAGUAGAAGUGAAGCCCAGCAUUCGAGCAAGAAAAAUUCAAGAAGAAAAGAUGAGGAAACAGAUGCAGAAAGAAGAGUACUGGAGAAGACGAGAAGAGGAAGAACGCUGGAGGAUGGAAAUGAGGCGGUACGAAGAGGACAUGUACUGGAGGAGAAUGGAGGAAGAGCAGCAUCAUUGGGAUGACCGUCGUAGAAUACCAGAUGGAGGAUAUCCUCAUGGACCUCCAGGACCUCUUGGCCUGCUGGGAGUGAGACCAGGAAUGCCUCCUCAGCCACAAGGACCAGCUCCUCUGCGUCGCCCUGACUCCUCUGAUGACCGCUAUGUGAUGACCAAACAUGCAGCAAUAUAUCCAACAGAGGAGGAACUUCAGGCAGUCCAAAAAAUUGUUUCUAUUACUGAGCGUGCUUUGAAACUUGUUUCUGACAACAUGACUGACAAUGAAAAAAACAAGAGCAAAGAGGGAGAUGAUAAAAAAGAUGGCAGUAAAGACAGAGCUUUGAAAGGAGUUUUACGGGUAGGCGUUUUGGCUAAAGGCUUGCUGCUCCGUGGGGAUAGAAACGUUAAUCUUGUUUUGUUAUGUGCUGAGAAGCCUUCAAAGACAUUACUCUGCCGUAUUGCUGAGAAUCUUCCCAAACAACUUGCAGUUAUAAGUCCUGAGAAAUACGAUAUCAAGUGUGCAGUCCCAGAAGCAGCGAUAAUUUUAAAUUCAUGUGUGGAGCCCAAAAUGCAAGUUACUAUCACACUGACAUCUCCAGUCAUUCGGGAGGAGAACAUGAGGGAAGGAGAUGUAACCUCGGGUAUGGUGAAAGACCCACCGGACGUCUUGGACAGGCAAAAAUGCCUUGACGCUCUGGCUGCUCUACGCCACGCUAAGUGGUUCCAGGCUAGAGCUAAUGGUCUGCAGUCCUGUGUGAUUAUCAUUCGUAUUCUUCGUGAUCUCUGUCAGCGUGUUCCAACUUGGUCUGAUUUUCCAAGCUGGGCUAUGGAGUUGCUUGUGGAAAAAGCAAUCAGCAGUGCUACUGGGCCGCAGAGCCCUGGGGAUGCACUUAGAAGAGUUUUUGAGUGUAUAUCUUCAGGAAUCAUCCUUAAAGGUGGUCCUGGCCUUCUGGACCCUUGUGAAAAGGAUCCUUUUGAUACACUUGCUGUAAUGACAGAUCAGCAACGAGAGGAUAUUACUUCAAGUGCACAGUUUGCACUGAGACUCCUUGCAUUCCGUCAAAUUCACAAAGUUUUAGGAAUGGAUCCAUUGCCACAGAUGAAUCAACGCUUCAACAUCCAUAACAAUCGUAAAAGGAGAAGGGACAGUGAUGGAGUUGAUGGAUUUGAAGCAGAAGGAAAAAAAGACAAAAAAGAUUAUGAUAACUUUUAAAAAAAAGUUUAUCUUUUAUGCUGAGAUUGAAGGUGAUAAAAUAUCCAUUUGUUGCCUUGUUUUUACGCCAUGCAUAAUAAUGUCUGUUUAAAACAUCCAAAACCAACUCAGAAAUUAGAUUUGGAAGAGAACGAUCUUGCUCUCCUGUGAGAUUCUGAACAAUGUAAUGGAUGUGCUGUAUCAGACAUAUUAUGGAUGGAAAGACUACAAAUGGAAACUGUCAUAGGAAAAAAUUGUUCUGAGUUUUUUUCCCUUAUAGCAUUUUCUUUAAAAGUAUUGCUAACUUCAGUAACUCUUGUUAUUUUUUUGUCCUUUUUUUUAAUGAACAAGUGCGUUGUCUUAUCUUCACUGUAUUUAAUGCAGUAUUUGUGCUUUUGUUGCGAUGUGUAUUUUGACAUUUUAUUUAGAAGGUUUUUUGUUUGCUCUUGACACUAGUUGUGUAAGUUACCUUGUGUUCGAUAGUAUAAACUGUUCCCCCCCAGUUAAUAUUUUACAAACCUUUUUUUUUUUUUUGUAAAGUGAGACUGCAGGAUUAUGGUUUUUUCUAAACACGAAGGGGUUACAACACAAUUAGCCUGCUGUUUGAGUGCUCAGUUAAAUGUUUUUGCCAAUCUUGUGGCAUUUGUCUUAGUGUGAUAUAAUGUAAUUAAGACAAAUUUGUGUUAAUCUAAGCAAAUUUGCUGUUAGUUGUGCAUUAGCAGUAUAAAAGCUAAUAUAUACAGUAUGAUCUUGCAACAGUUAAAGCAGCCGCAUAACUGAUUAAAGUUUUGCAUGAUGUUUGUUUUUAAUAGAAGGGCUUUAAAAACUAUUAUUUUAGGUUAAAUGCGUAGUUCUUUGUAUGAUUGACUUUGUGACAUAGCAAGGCCAAAAAAUAACUUUCUGGCUUUCUUUUCUGAACAUAUAAGUAGAAGCAGGUAUUUCCCGUUUGGACAAAGUUAAUCAUUCUUUUCCAUCAACUUUUGGCAACAUGAUAUUAAGGCCUCUCAGUCCUUAAAAAAUAAAUGUUUGUCAUAUCGGUGCCUGUGAGGUUAUUCCUUAUAGAUAUAAAACUUCUGUGAUUUUUUUUCAAUAAUACAAAUUUUAGAAGUGAAGUAUUAAUAAGUGGAGGUUAUCAAACAAAAAGCCCAGAAAAUUGCUUGGUGUGGCCAUAGCGUAUGCUUAUGUCUCUUUUGAAAAGCUAAAAUGUAGCAGUGGUGUAAGUUACAUCAUACCAUUGACGUGCGGUCUGAUACACAGGCGUGAUUUGUUGUCACAGCACUACAGUGGAAACACGCAAAUAAAAACCAAGAUUUAUUAAAUGACUAAAAUUCGUUGCACACUGGAAACUGAAGUAUCACUUACUCUGUUCAAUGUUUAUUACACUUAAUUUGCAAACUAUAAAACACAGAUUAACACAGACUAACAUUCCGGUAACUACUUUAUCAGUGGCUGAUGAGAGUAUCAGAUGUCACAAAGAUAAUUCAUCAUUUCUGAUACUAUUCAUGAAGAAGGCCUCCUGCUGCAGUUUGUGGUUGAAUUUAUCUUUGACCUUUUUAAUUAAAUAAAUCUUAGAAUAGGACAGUACUUCUCCUUUGCAACACUCACUGCUGACAGGAUGAAUCUGGGGAAUACAAAUAAGAUAUCAGAAAGUGGAGGGAAUCUUAGAGAAAAAUGUAACGCAGUAUUGUUAAGCAUCAGAGUGUAAUUUUAAGAGGACUGUGUGUGAGUGAUUAGUAAGUAAGGAAAGCUUUCUCAUGGUAGGAAGCAUUUCUUAAAUAAUUUCAGUAUAACAAAAAAACAGUAAUUAGCAUGUGCUUUAAAAUUACUUUAGAAAAAGAUUAGGCUUGUUUCUGUAGUCCAACUUUGAGAUGUAGCUUCCAAGCAUGUGCUUGUUCUUGGUCCUUUUUUUGUUUUUUGAAGGGGAUGUCUUGCUGCUACAGCAUCUAGGUAGCCAUUACUAUUUAUUUUGGAAGCUACAGGUGCUGUUCAUGUGGCAAGUUCAACUAAAUACCAAAGUUUAGUUCGCAUAAAGCUAAAAACUUGUCUCCUCAGACAUGUGAUUCUAAACUUCAGGAUUAAUAAGGUCAAGAUGUAUUUCGGAUUUCCUGUGUUUUUGUUCUGCUGGCUUUCCUUUUUUAACUAGUUUCUGAGUCUUUUGAAAUAUUGUAUACUUAAAAUGAUUCCACAUUAAAUAUGAAGCUGUGACUGUGA